AUGGUUAACUCCUGUUGUGGCUCUGUCUGCUCUGAGCAGGGCUGUGAUCAAAGUCCCUGCCAGGAGAGCUGCUGCCAGCCCAGCUGCUGCCAGCCCACCUGCUGCCGCCCAGUGUGCUGCCAGACCACCUGCCGCCCCAGCUGUGGAGUGUCCAGCUGUGGAGUGUCCAGCUGCUGCCGCCCAGUGUGCUGCCAGACCACCUACCGCCCCAGCUGUGGAGUGUCCAGCUGUGGAGUGUCCAGCUGCUGCCGCCCAGUGUGCUGCCAGACCACCUGCCGCCCCAGCUGUGGAGUGUCCAGCUGCUGCCGCCCAGUCUGCUGUCAGACCACCUGCCGCCCCAGCUGUGGAGUGUCCAGCUGUGGAGUGUCCAGCUGCUGCCGACCAGUCUGUCAGACCACCUGCCGCCCCAGCUGUGGAGUGUCCAGCUGCUGCCGCCCAGUCUGCUGCCAGACUACCUGCCGCCCCAGCUGUGGAGUGUCCAGCUGUGGAGUGUCCAGCUGCUGCCAACCAGUCUGUCAGACCACCUGCCGCCCCAGCUGUGGAGUGUCCAGCUGCUGCCGCCCAGUCUGCUGCCAGACCACCUGCCGCCCCAGCUGUGGAGUGUCCAGCUGCUGCCGCCCAGUCUGUCAGACCACCUGCUGUGGUACAACUUGCUGCCGCCCCUCUUGUUGA
Molecule: messenger RNA, 672 nt
Organism: Peromyscus eremicus (cactus mouse)
Lineage: Eukaryota; Metazoa; Chordata; Mammalia; Rodentia; Cricetidae
Product: keratin-associated protein 4-1-like
Exons: 1
Coding region: 1-672 (223 amino acids)
Cellular component (GO): keratin filament
Source: RefSeq, a predicted model, not a curated record